ACAGUUUACUCUAUGGUCUGGCGGACCUUGUGUUGUCAUCCUCCGAGCGACGGCCGGAGGCGGCGGCGAAGGCCCGGGCGGGGCGUUUGGUUUCGUUUCUGCACCGACUGGAAUUAGUGUCGACGGUCAAAAUGGGAGUCCCCAAGUUUUACCGAUGGAUCUCGGAGCGAUACCCCUGCCUCAGCGAAGUGGUGAAGGAGCAUCAGAUUCCUGAAUUUGAUAACUUGUACCUGGAUAUGAAUGGAAUUAUACAUCAAUGUUCCCAUCCUAAUGAUGAUGAUGUUCACUUCAGAAUUUCAGAUGACAAAAUCUUUACUGAUAUUUUUCACUACUUGGAGGUGUUGUUUCGAAUUAUUAAACCUAGGAAAGUGUUCUUUAUGGCUGUUGACGGUGUGGCUCCUCGAGCAAAAAUGAACCAGCAACGUGGGAGGCGUUUUAGGUCAGCCAAGGAGGCAGAAGACAAAAUUAAAAAGGCAAUAGAAAAGGGAGAAACACUUCCUACAGAAGCCAGAUUCGAUUCCAACUGUAUUACGCCAGGGACUGAAUUCAUGGCCAGGUUGCAUGAACAUCUGAAGUAUUUUGUAAAUAUGAAAAUUUCCACAGACAAAUCAUGGCAAGGUGUUACCAUCUACUUCUCAGGCCAUGAGACUCCUGGAGAAGGAGAGCAUAAAAUCAUGGAAUUUAUCAGAUCCGAGAAAGCAAAGCCAGAUCAUGAUCCAAACACCAGACAUUGUCUUUAUGGCUUAGAUGCUGACUUGAUCAUGCUUGGAUUAACAAGUCACGAGGCACAUUUUUCUCUCUUAAGAGAAGAAGUUCGGUUUGGUGGAAAAAAAACACAAAGGGUAUGUGCACCAGAAGAAACGACGUUUCACCUCCUACACUUGUCUUUAAUGAGAGAGUAUAUUGAUUAUGAAUUUUCAGCACUAAAAGAAAAGAUCACAUUUAAAUAUGAUAUUGAAAAAAUUAUAGAUGAUUGGAUUUUGAUGGGAUUUCUUGUUGGCAAUGAUUUUAUCCCUCAUCUACCUCAUUUACAUAUUAAUCAUGAUGCGCUGCCUCUUCUUUACGGAACAUAUAUUGCUAUCCUGCCAGAGCUUGGAGGUUAUAUUAAUGAAAGUGGACAUCUCAACUUACCUCGAUUUGAGAGAUACCUUGUGAAGCUGUCAGACUUUGAUCGAGAACACUUCAGCGAAGUUUUUGUGGACCUCAAGUGGUUUGAAAGCAAAGUUGGUAACAAGUAUCUCAAUGAAGCAGCAGGUGCGGCAGCAGAAGAAGCAAAGAGCUGCAAGGACAAGAGAAAGCAAAGGUCAGUCUUUAACCUUCUCCAGUCUUCCAGGAAUGGCCAGGAAAAUUCUUUAAGUUGGGCUGCGUUAGACAAAAGCGAAGGUGAAGGAGUGGCUUCUAGAGAUAAUUUUGAAGAUGAGACUGAAGAUGAUGAUCUGUUUGAAACUGAAUUUAGACAAUAUAAAAGAACAUACUACAUGACGAAGAUGGGGGUCGAUGUAGUAUCUGAUGAGUUUCUGGCUGAUCAAGCUGCCUGUUAUGUUCAGGCUAUACAGUGGAUCUUACACUAUUACUAUCAUGGAGUCCAGUCCUGGAGCUGGUAUUACCCCUAUCAUUACGCACCCUUCCUGUCUGAUAUCCGCAAUAUCAGUACACUCAAGAUCCACUUUGAACUGGGCAAGCCCUUCAAGCCGUUCGAGCAGCUCCUCGCUGUGCUUCCGUCAGCCAGUAAGACUUUGCUUCCCACAUGCUACCAGCAUUUGAUGACCAGCGAAGACUCGCCAAUUAUAGAAUAUUAUCCACCUGAUUUUAAAACUGAUCUAAAUGGAAAACAACAGGAAUGGGAAGCCGUGGUAUUAAUACCCUUUAUUGAUGAGAAGCGAUUGUUGGAAGCCAUGGAGACAUGUAACCACUCCCUCAAGAAGGAAGAAAGGAAGAGAAACCAACACAGUGAGUGCCUAAUGUGCUGGUAUGAUAGCGACACAGAGUUCACCUACUCCUCUCCAUGGCCAGAAAAGUUCCCUGCCAUAGAACGCUGCAGUACAAGGUAUAAAAUAAUAUCAUUAGAUGCUUGGCGUGUAGACAUAAACAAGAACAAAAUAACCAGGGUUGACCAGAAGGCAUUAUAUUUCUGUGGAUUCCCUACUUUGAAACACAUCAAACAUAAAUUUUUUUUGAAGAAAAGUGGUGUUCAAGUAUUCCAGCAGAGUAGUCGUGGUGAAAACAUGAUGUUGGAAAUCUCAGUGAAUGCAGAACCAGAUGAACUCAGUAUAGAGAACAUAGCUUCAUCUGUGCUGGGAAAGUCAGUCUUUGUUAACUGGCCUCAUCUUGAAGAAGCUAGAGUUGUGGCAGUAUCGGAUGGUGAAACUAAGUUUUAUAUGGAAGAACCUCCAGGAACACAGAAGGUUUAUUUGGGAAAAACUGCUCCACCAUGUAAAGUCAUCCAACUUUCAGAUAAAGAACAAUCGAACUGGACUAAAGAAAUACAAGGAAUUUCAGAACAAUAUCUAAGAAGAAAGGGAAUAAUGAUAAAUGAAACAUCUGCUGUUGUGUAUGCUCAGUUGCUCACAGGUCGUAGAUAUCAAGUCAAUCAGAAUGGUGAAGUUCGUCUAGAAAAACAGUGGUCAAAACAAAGUCUUCCUUUUGUUUAUCAAACUAUUGUUAAGGAUGUCCGAGCUUUUGACUCUCGUUUCUCCAAUAUCAAAACACUGGAUGAUUUGUUUCCCCCGAGAAGUGUGGUGUUUAUGCUUGGGACUCCUUAUUACGGCUGCACUGGAGAAGUUCAGGACUCGGGUGAUGUGAUAACAGAAGGUAGGAUUCGUGUGGUUUUCAGCAUUCCAUGUGAACCAAACCUUGAUGCUUUAAUACAGAAUCAGCAUAAAUACUCUAUAAAGUACAACCCAGGAUAUGUGUUGGCCGGUCGCCUUGGAGUGAGUGGAUACCUUGUUUCAAGGUUUACAGGAAGUAUUUUUAUUGGAAGAGGAUCUAGGAGAAACCCUCAUGGAGACCAUAAAGCAAAUGUGGGUUUAAAUCUCAAAUUCAACAAGAAAAACGAGGAAGUCCCUGGCUAUACGAAGAGAGUCGGGAGUGAGUGGAUGUACUCGUCAGCGGCCGAGCAGCUACUUGCCGAGUACAUAGAGAGAGCACCAGAACUGUUUAGUUACAUAGCACAGAACAGCCAGGAGGACGUGUUCUAUGAGGACGACAUCUGGCCUGGAGAGAGUGAGAGCGGGGCCGAGAAAGUUCAAGAAAUUAUUACUUGGCUGAAAGGACAUCCUGUCAGUACUCUGUCUCGGUCUUCCUGUGACUUACACAUUCUGGAUGCAGCCAUUGUUGAAAAAAUCGAGGAAGAAGUCGAGAAGUGCAAGCAAAGAAAGAACAACAAGAAAGUCCGAGUGACAGUGAAGCCUCACUUGCUGUUCAGACCUUUAGAGCAGCAACACGGAGCCAUUCCUGAUCGGGAUGCUGAGUUCCGCCUCUUUGAUCGCGUUGUAAACGUGAGAGAGAACUUCUCGGUGCCGGUCGGCCUUCGCGGCACCAUCAUUGGAAUUAAAGGGGCUAGUAGAGAAGCUGAUGUGCUAUUUGAAGUAUUAUUUGAUGAGGAAUUUCCUGGAGGCUUAACAAUAAGGUGCUCACCUGGUCGGGGAUACCGACUGCCAACAAGUGCCUUGGUGAACCUUUCUCAUGGGAGUCGCUGUGAAACUGGAAACCAGAAGUUGACAGCCAUUGUGAAACCACAGCCAGCUGUGAGUCACUGUAGCGUAAACUCAUCAGUCUCCUCUGGGCACAUGGGAGGCCUCAACCACUCUCCUCAGUCACUCUUUCUUCCUACUCAAGUACCUACAAAAGGUGAUGAUGAAUUUUGCAACAUUUGGCAAUCUCUACAGGGAUCUGGAAAAAUUCAACACUUGCAGCCAACGGUACAAGAGAAGGGUGCAGUUCUACCUCAAGAAAUAAGUCAAGUAACUGAAUCUCAUAAACCUGGCUUUAACGACCACAGUGUCAGACAUCAGCAAAGAAAACAUGACCCUCACCGAAAAUUUAAGGAAGAAUAUAAGAGUCCUAAAGCUGAGUGUCAGAAUCAAAAGUUGUCUAAUAAACAGACUUCUGGAGCGUCUGCCAGAUGUAAUAUUAAACUAUUGAAGAGAAAUGAAAGUCCAGGAACUUCAGAAGCCCAGAAGGUUGUAACCAGUUACCCAAAUGCAGUUCAUAAGCCUCACUCUGGAAUUGAGAGCUUUUUAGCAUCUUUGAAUAUCUCUAAGGAAAGUGAAGUACAAUUACCUCAUGGAGAGCCUCCAGAUGAGGCACAUCUGUCACCGCAGUCCUUUGCUAUGAAAGGAACACGGAUGCUUAAAGAAAUUCUGAAAAUUGAUAGCCCUGACACAACAGACAGUAAGAAUGAUGUGAAAAAAUUUGAUAAUGAAGUCAUGGUUUCUUCUAGUAGAAGAGAUGAACAUGGACCCUCAUCACAUCCUAAGCCAAGUAAGAAGCUGGCAAGCCAUGUGAGCCAGCCUCACAGUACUAAUGAAUACCAGAGUGUGGACAGUGUGUGCUGGCCAGGCCACAUGCCUCCUGUGUCCACACCAGUUACUGAACUCUCUCGAAUUUGUUCCCUUGUUGGAAUGCCACAACCGGAUUUCUCCUUUCUGCGGACAACACAGACAAUGACAGUUUGUCAGGUGAAGUUGUCUAAUGGCUUGCUGGUGCAUGGGCCUCAGUGCCACUCUGAGAGCGAGGCCAAGGAAAGAGCCGCACUCUUCGCUUUACAACAGCUGGGCUCCUUGGGUGUGAAUUUUCCUUUGCCUCCACCAAUAUUUACAAAUUAUCCUCCUGCGGUACCACCUGGAGCUGUCCCUCCUGUCUUUCCCCAACCUACUGCUAAUAUGAUGCCUUCAUCGUCUCAUCUCUUUGGCUCAGUGCCAUGGAGACCACCAGUGCCAGUUCCUGGGAAUGCCUACCACUAUCCUUCAUAUCCUGCAACCAUGCCCUUGGCUGGAGGAAUGCCAGGUGGAGUGCACAAUCAGUUCAUACCUCUGCAGGUUACAAAAAAAAGAGUUGCAAACAAAAAGAAUUUUGAGAAUAAGGAGGCCCAGAGUUCUCAAGCCACACCACUUCAGACUAACAAGCCAGGGUCUUCCGAAGCCACCAGAAUGACUCCACAAGAAGGUUCACCAGCGUCUUCAGCGUCCUCUCAGGCUACCCAGCCUGUGUCUUCUCACGUUGAAACUGCAUCCCAAGGCCAUGUCGUGUCCCACCAGAGGUCAGCUCCAAGCUCCUCAAGAAGGAAAUCAAGAAAAUUGGCUGUCAACUUUAGUGUUUCUAAACCUUCUGAAUAAAUUUGGUACCUGGGAAUUUAUUUCUUUUAUCUCCAUCUACCUUUUGAUAAAUUGAUAUCUAUGUAUCAAAAAUGUACUAUUUUAGGAUGUUUAGAUUUGAUAUUUUUUAUUUUUAAGUUAUUAGGCACUUUUCAUGCUAUUUAAGACUAUAUAUCAAAUUGUGCACUUUAAAUAUGUGCAAUUUGUUGUACAUCAGUGAUACCUCAAUAAAGCUGUAAAAAAGAGAAAAUUAAA
This is a messenger RNA of Rattus rattus (black rat), 5570 nucleotides long. RefSeq names its product 5'-3' exoribonuclease 1 (gene Xrn1). Gene Ontology annotation, cellular component: nucleus. The coding region runs from base 132 to 5336 and encodes 1734 amino acids. The transcript has 43 exons. Lineage: Eukaryota; Metazoa; Chordata; Mammalia; Rodentia; Muridae. The record is from RefSeq and is a predicted model, not a curated record. Gene Ontology annotation, biological process: nuclear-transcribed mRNA catabolic process; rRNA catabolic process. Gene Ontology annotation, molecular function: RNA binding; 5'-3' RNA exonuclease activity.